AAGGAUGAAGAAUGAGGAGAGGUUUGGAGCCAAAGAGGAUAAGAGCCAGGUGAGAUGCCUGUGAAUGCAGGGAAUAUAGGUUAUGGCAAUGUGCCGGUGAGCGCCUCAGAGACGGCCCCUCUGCUCAUACCCGAGCCCGCCUCUCUGUGGAAGCCCAUGACGAAAGAGGAGCUGGAGGCUGCUGACGGGCCGGGAUGGAGGAAAGUGCGCUUUUACUUGGUGCUGCUGUUCUGGCUUGCCUGGGUGGCCAUGCUUACCACCUCCGCCGCCAUCAUAAUAAAGAGCUCCCAGCCCGUUGCAGAACCGCUGAAGUGGUGGCAGAAGUCUCUGUUCUACCAGGUGCAGGCCGACCAGUGGACGGAGGAGCAGGCCGAGGGGUCAGAGGGCAUCUACGUGCAUGAGCAGCUUCCCUACCUCAGGUCUUUGGGUAUAGGGGCUCUAAUCCUGAGGGGUGUGUUUGAUGUUGAGGUCUCUCCUUCAAACCUCACUGCCACUGAUGCAAACUUUGGUACGCUUGCUUGGAUGCAACAUCUACUCAGUGAGAGCCGCAAAGCAGAUCUCAAAAUUGUGUUAGACUUGUGUGAACUGGAUCUGUUGGGACCUCAGGAUGUAGGUGGAAACCUCUCUGCAGCCACACAGCGUGCACUCCACUUCUGGUUGGAGCAUGGCGUGUCAGGCUUUGUUAUCUGUGACACUGAUGCAGCAUAUUCAGAAAAGACUCUGCUGGAGUGGAGAGGUGUCUUUGGGGAAUUCAGCAGUCGUGAAGAGGAAAGGAUCGUGGUAGUAAAUCAGACAGCAGAUGUUCUGCGUCCACUAAAUGGUUCCGGUCAGAUCAACAUUACAUUGGUGGAUGUGGUCAUGAGGUCCAUUCUGCCACAUUCACAUCACCUCCUGUCUGCACAGGAAGUGGCUAGUGCUAUACAGACAAACCUGCAAACAAGAGGAGAUGAUAUAUGGCCCAGCUGGACAGUUGCAGGUAAAACCUCUGAUGAACUGAGGAAGUUACUUCUGGUGUUGGUGAUGACUCUGCCAGGAUCACCAACAAUCCAGGAUGAUAACAAGAUGGAGAAAACAAAGGACAAGGGGGAAAAAAACCGUGCAGCUGUUCAGCUCUUCUCCUCCCUCAGCUUCUCCAGAGCCAGAGAAGAAGCUCUUCAGUGUGGUAGUUUCACCUUCCUUCCUUUCAACACAUCGUUGUCCUCAAACUCCUCUUGUGUCCCUCCUUUAUGUCCCCCAAUCCUUGCCUUCCUGCGCUCCUGGGGUUGUGCCCAUUUCCUUGUUCUGCUCAAUGUUGGGCCUGAGCCUCACACCCUGGACCCUACCUGGGCCUCGAGGUUGCCUGAAGCUGGAAUGUUUGUAGCAAGCACGGGAAUGGAUCGUUUUGGGUCAGCGUCUCUCUACACUCUCAGACUGCAGCCCUACGAAGCCAUUGUAAUCAAACUUUUUGAGGCCGGAAGCCAUUCGUAGAGCUUCUGUGUUUCAGUGCUUGGAUUUGAAGUUUAUCUCAGACCACAAUGAUGCAGCUGUUCAGAGGUCACUUAAAGUCAUGGUUCUGUGUUGCAGCAUUUGACAUAAAGAUAGUGUUCCCCUUUAAAUUCUGGGAGGUUAUCUGUAACAUAGCGCAAGUGUAUGAACUGAGAAAAUUGUAUAUUUACAGUAAAAUCAAUAUAUUUAUGAUUUCAUAUAUUCAUGAGCUGAUAAAAUAGGUAAAUCUUGAGCAAGAGAGAGUGAGAAUAUAUGUCUCUGUGUGUAUAUGUAUAUAUGUUUCCUAUAAACACUGUACCCAUUCUUAUAUCUCUUGGAUCUCCCUAUUCCAAUGAUUGUUUUCCUGUUUGUGCUCUUGUUGUUGCAAGUCUUCUAUGUCUUUGUCCUGGAUAUGUCUCGUUCA
This is a messenger RNA of Archocentrus centrarchus (flier cichlid), 1888 nucleotides long. Its product is annotated as 4F2 cell-surface antigen heavy chain. Bases 55 to 1467 code for a protein of 470 amino acids. Gene Ontology annotation, biological process: L-leucine import across plasma membrane; phenylalanine transport; carbohydrate metabolic process. Gene Ontology annotation, molecular function: L-alanine transmembrane transporter activity; L-leucine transmembrane transporter activity; aromatic amino acid transmembrane transporter activity. The transcript has 9 exons. Lineage: Eukaryota; Metazoa; Chordata; Actinopteri; Cichliformes; Cichlidae. The record is from RefSeq and is a predicted model, not a curated record. Gene Ontology annotation, cellular component: apical plasma membrane; basolateral plasma membrane.